This is a messenger RNA of Hyaloscypha bicolor E, 674 nucleotides long. RefSeq lists its product as uncharacterized. The coding region runs from base 51 to 542 and encodes 163 amino acids. The record is from RefSeq and is a predicted model, not a curated record. NCBI's taxonomy places the organism in Eukaryota, Fungi, Ascomycota, Leotiomycetes, Helotiales, Hyaloscyphaceae. The transcript has a single exon.
UCAAUACUCACUCUCAACGGCUACUUUAAAGAACCCUCUGUAAUCGAAAUAUGUCUGUAGCAACACGCAACUCCGCUCGAGCACAAAAUGCUCGGCACAAAACGACAUCCAAACUUCGAACUGCAACUCUCAACUCUACUCGAGGCAAGAAUGUUCGGAGCAAAAUGACAAAUCCGGGUUUCACUGGUGCGGACAUAGCUUUUGUUGAUCUCGAUACCCAGGAUGUCCUCGAUGUGGGAGCUCACAGCAACGCCUCUAACGGAAUUGCCGCCGCCCAGUUUACUGUGACUGAGUAUGCAGGAGGCAGCACUGUUGCCCAGAAUCCUGUGAUUGACGAUAUGGGAGCCCACUUGACUAGCAAUGCUUCCUCCGGCGAGAAUGCCGCACAUGCCGUCGUGUAUGAAGAACUCGGAGGAGGCAGGACCCAGGAUCCUGCGAUCGAUAAUGUGGGAGCUCACUUAACCAACAAUGCUCCAUCCGACGGGACUGUGGCCCAGGGAGGCAGAACUUCCGCCGAGGAUCCUGUGACCUUGAAUGCAUGAGCUGAUUUGACUAAUACUAAUACCUCCUCCGACGGGACUGCCGCUGUGACGGAGCUUGUAGGAGCUGGCUUGGCCAACACCUCCCUAGAUGGGACUACCGCCCAGGCCAUUGUGACGGAGCCUGCAGGAGCU